CUCAUGUGUGUUCUGCUCCCUCGUUGGAAACAGGGAUGGAAUGGACUAGCAAUUGCUACAGCCUGGAAGGUCAAAAUACUUCAGAUUGAGUUCUCUUGUGGUAGUAUGGCAGCAGCGUUUCUAGAUGGCAAGGAUGCAAACUCUCUCCUCAAACGUUUUCCUCGGGAUAAUGGUUUCCUGGAGGAGCUCCGGCCGGGCAACAUCGAGAGGGAAUGUGCCGAAGAGAGCUGCAGCUUUGAGGAGGCCAACGAAGUGUUUGAAAAUAAGGAGCAAACGAUGGAGUUCUGGAAAAACCGCAGCAUCUACACAGUGAACAGCAAUGCUGAAUCGGAGCGCCCGGACACCGUGUACAUGGUGGUGCCCCUUCUGGGCGUGGCCCUUCUCAUCAUCAUCGUGCUCUUCCUCCUGUGGCGCUGUCAACUGCAGAAAGCCACGCGCCGGCGUCCGGCCUACACCCAGAACCGCUACCUGGCCAACCGGAACGCCCGCAGCCUCCCGCGCAUCCUGGUGCACCGCGAACCUCCCGCGCACUCCGAGAACUCUCACGCCAACGACAGGCCCAGCGUGGUGGUCAGCUGCCCCGAGAGAGGCGGGGCUUCAGACGUCCAUCAUCACGCCGGCCAUUCGCAGAACAAUCGCUCCCUGUACGUACAAGACACGUCGCUGUCAGUGGCGUCCCAUCUGUCCGGGGCGACCCCGCCGCCAUCCUACGAGGAAGUCACCGGCCACUUAGAGAGCAGCAGCGAUGAGACGACAGCCCCCUACAGCGAUCCUCCGCCCAAAUAUGAGGAGAUUGUGCUCGAAAAAUGAGAGCUUUCAUGAACAAGCACACAUAUAGCGGUAACCAAAUGUUAGGACGGUCGCCUUGUGUCGUUGAUCGGUUCGUGGACCGCACUGGUAAACGUCUCAAAAGGGUCACAAUCUUCUCAAUCUACUUCAACGGCUCACACACCACAACCAUUGACACUUCAGACAAAGAAAAUGUACAGAUCCAGGUAUAUCGCGUCGGGCUUCAACGAAAGGAUGUGCCAAAUCUAAUUGGUGUGUCGUAGGAAUGUUCAGACACACCGAAUAUUUCUAGAGCGCGUGUGCGUCUUGUGUUCAUAAAGUCGUGAUUUCAUAGAUUCCCUUAAGUAUACUAAGCCCUGUGAAAUCUUAUACCAGCAGUAUCUCUGAUCCAUACCAACGUCAGAAUUAGUAAUGUGUACACAAAACAAAUGCAAAAUACAACAUACGUUACGAUCACGCCACGCACUCUCACGGAUGCACACAAUUCGAUUGUUUACAGACACAUGCACAGAAAUUCACAUAGGAAUGUGUGUGGAAGCAGGCCUUAGAAACAAGAAGAGUAGUCAAUCAAAUCGUCUUGUGAUUUUAUGCUUAUCGCGAGAUUUUUACCUCAAACGCUGUGCUCACACAAUCACAAGACACAAAUGCACAAAAACUGUGUUUGGGGUCCAAUCUUUGGAUAAUACAACAUUCCAGGCCCUCGGUUUCUUGUUUUUUGUAGUUCUCCCCGUCAUUCUCAGACUGUUUACAUUGUGUUUUAUUACUCUUUUUUUUUAUAACAGCGUAAAAACUGUGUGAUUUUGUACAAAGCUCUCUGUGGCGUUUGACAUCACCAGGUGCUAUACUGUACUAUAAUGCUGCUUGUUCUCACUGCUCGUUUUCCCCCUUGUGCUCUACCUAGUCGACCAAACAUGCAGCUGAAUCAUGUUUUCCAGCUCAGGUUUAAGCCAAUGAACUGCUGCCGUUGCAGUAAGUUUGUAAAUAAUCUCUCACACUGCCAACUUUGAGCGAACGGGAUAUUUGGCUUAAGGUACGGUCACAUUUACCGAUGUUGUGGGCAAAAUCCAAUAUCGCAAAGAUUUCUCUAGUCAGAUUUUCAUAUUCAAGAUGGUCACUCAAGAUUCACAGCGUUGACUGACAGAAAGCUGCUUUUAAAGUGACUUCAGUAGCCCUGUUUACACCUGGUAUUAAGAUGCGUUUGGUCUAUCGGAUCACAAGUAGGCGAGGGAGACGUUUUCCCGUUUACACCUUGUGUUUUAAUCUGGUGUCUUUUAUCCACUUUCAACCACUUCUGUCCUGAUUUCUUCGAGGGGAGGGUCUAUGGGCAGGUACAUUUAUGUGCCUUUUCAGAUCUUUCAAUCUAAUGGAUGAAAUAACCUCGCGUAAUUUACAUAUUUCAAAUGUCGAAUGUUCUUUUGGACGUUUCCUCUGUAAGUGGUCAAAAGGUUUACAUCUGUAUUUAGCGUCAUCCACUUGUGGCGUGGUGAAUCUGGUGAUGGCGCAGUGGAUAAGGCACAUGCCUUUGGUGUGAGAGGCCCAGGUUCGAAUCCACUGUCAGACACCAAU
Pimephales promelas (fathead minnow) is the source of this 2355-nucleotide messenger RNA. It is a transcript of the gene prrg3, whose product is annotated as proline rich and Gla domain 3. NCBI's taxonomy places the organism in Eukaryota, Metazoa, Chordata, Actinopteri, Cypriniformes, Leuciscidae. Gene Ontology annotation, molecular function: calcium ion binding. The record is from RefSeq and is a predicted model, not a curated record. Gene Ontology annotation, cellular component: extracellular region.